AAAAAAAUAAUAACAUUAGUGUUAUGAAUAGAAGCGAAGAUAAAUAUUUUGUAACCAAAUUUAUUAAUCUGGAAAUUAAUGUAUUAUUAAAUUUAAAAAACAAAAAAUAUUUUAACUAGUUUUAAAAUUUUUAAAAAUAAAAAUUUAUAUGAUAUUAUUGGUAUAUUUAAAAUGAAUUCAGAAAGCAAAUCAAGUGAAGAUAGUCAAGAUGAUAAAUCAUCUCCGCCAAAACUAAUUCCUGGAACUCAUCGAAAUAUGUCUAACAGCAUGACAGAUGCGUCACCUCCAAAAUUUUUAUCAUUGCCAGAAAUUAUGGUAGCUGCAAAAAAAUUAGAAGAUAUUGCUCUUGUCCAUGAAAUUGCAGUUAAUGAAAACUUUAAAUUGCAACCAAAUGAACCACCAAAUGAUAGCUUUAUGAAACAAGUGAAAGACACUAUGCAUAAAGCAUUUUGGGAUUUAUUGCGUGAUCAAUUAAAUAGUGACCCACCUGAAUACUCCCAAGCUAUGAUUCUCCUAACAGAAAUCCGUGAUAGCUUACUAAGCUUAUUAUUGGAUCAACAUACAAAAGUUAAAGAUGAAAUAAAUCACAUAUUGGAUGUACAAUUCAUACAAAAUCAAAUUGAUAAUAAUUCAUUAGAUUUUGAAUAUUAUACAAGAUUUAUUCUCAACUUGAUGAAAAAAAUGUGUGCUCCUGUAAGAGAUGAAUCGAUUAAUUCUCUAACAAUUUUAAAAGAUCCUGUAGAGGUGUUUAAAGGAAUAGUAGAGACUUUAAGUUUAAUGAAACUUGAUAUGGCUAAUUUUACAAUAACUGCUCAAAAACGAGCUUUUAAUGCAUGCAGUGCUGAAUACGAACGAGAAAAAUUUGCUGAAUACUUAAAAGUGAAACCUGAUGCCUUAAAUUUAACUGAAGAAUGGCUUAAACGUCAUAUUAACUUAGAAAUUCAAACAGAACCAUAUGAAAUUAUUAUAACAAGAGCAUAUAUGGAAAUAUUUCAUUGGGAUGAAAACAUUGUAUUUCCAGAGGCAUUAGCAUUAGACAAGGAAAGAUAUUUAAGUGUUAAUAGAAUUUUGGAUCUUUUAAUAAUUACAGCAUCUGCAUUUAUUGUCACAAUUUCAUCAAUUAGUAACACAAUACCUAAUGAUCCAGCAUUUAAAGAGUUGUUAAAAAAUCAUAUUUUAGUAAUAUUAAAAGAUAGUAAUACUGUAUAUAAAAAUAAUUGCUCAUUGUUACCAAAUAUUGUUGAACAAGCUAUUAAAGAUACAAAUGAGUACUUAGAAUCCAUUAAUAGAUCACUAUUAUCCCAAGAUGUUAUGAAUACAAUUGAAUCUCAAGUCUUAUGUAUAAUGGAACCAGAGCAUAAAAUAAGAACACUAGUUGAGCGAAGAUUUAAAGAAUUCAUUAUGGCUGUGAUUAGCUGUAACAAUGCAAUUCCUCAACAAUGUCCUCUUGGAUUAUCAGCUUUUAAAGAUGAAUUGGCUUCAGUUACCGGGAGUUUUUUGCAACUUGUUACAUAUAAUAGAAAAGUAUUUUCUUCGUUCUAUAAAAAUAUUUUAAAUAAAUAUUUGAACUCUUCUGAUACACUCUAAUUUACUUUCAUUUGACUAUUAAAAUUAGACUGUGCUAAAAUAAAUGUAACAAUU
This is a messenger RNA of Daktulosphaira vitifoliae (grape phylloxera), 1641 nucleotides long. RefSeq names its product T-complex protein 11-like protein 1. The transcript is spliced from 11 exons. Gene Ontology annotation, biological process: signal transduction. Lineage: Eukaryota; Metazoa; Arthropoda; Insecta; Hemiptera; Phylloxeridae. The record is from RefSeq and is a predicted model, not a curated record. The coding region runs from base 172 to 1587 and encodes 471 amino acids.